Cladophialophora psammophila CBS 110553 is the source of this 1638-nucleotide messenger RNA. RefSeq lists its product as uncharacterized. The record is from RefSeq and is a predicted model, not a curated record. Gene Ontology annotation, molecular function: transmembrane transporter activity. Gene Ontology annotation, biological process: transmembrane transport. The transcript has 3 exons. The coding region runs from base 1 to 1638 and encodes 545 amino acids. Gene Ontology annotation, cellular component: plasma membrane. NCBI's taxonomy places the organism in Eukaryota, Fungi, Ascomycota, Eurotiomycetes, Chaetothyriales, Herpotrichiellaceae.
AUGGCUCACCAAGGUCAAGCAGCAGAUUACUACAAUCAGACCAUGGGAGGUGCCCCAUAUCGAGCGCAGAAUUAUCAGUCAUAUCCUCCUCCUUCUAAUGCUCCACAACAGCCGUACCCACCCCCUCAGCAGCCAUACCAACAUCAAGAACCCAAGUACUCCAUUGCACCUCCCAUUUAUGGUGAGAACUUCGUUCCUCCUCAAGACGACAAACAGACCUUCCAGGAGACGUUCAAGAUCCAAAAACCCAAAUUUAAUGAUGUGUGGGCUGGAUUGCUGCUCAUCGCAACCUUCUGUGGAUUUGUCGCCGUUUCAGGACUCACUUUGUACCGCUACUCCAAAUAUCAUAGCUUCAACGGGGGAGGAAUCUACGGGGCCUCGAACGAUUUCUCCCUGGACACCAAUACCCUUAUCCUCUUCGCCUUCAUCCUGUGCGUCGGCCUCGUCUUCUCCUGGGCCUACUUCCUCGCCGCUCGCGCCUUCACAAAACAGUUUGUCUGGCUGACUGGCAUCCUCAAUUGUGCCUUGGCAAUCGGCACUGCCGUCUACUAUCUUUACCGGCAUCUGUGGGGAGCAGGCAUUGUUUUUGCCGUCUUCGCCCUCUUUGCCGUCAUUUGCUUCAUCAGCUGGAUCCCACGCAUACCCUUCGCAGUCGUGAUGCUACAACAAACAAUGGACGUUGCUAGAAUGAGGCGAGUGCAUGUAUUCUGGGUCAGCUUCAUCGGUGGAAUUGCUAGCGUGGCAUUUGCUGCCUGGUUCUCCGCGACCCUCGUUGCAAUUUACACGUCUUACAUGCCUGGAAAUUCCAGCAGCGCCGCCAAUCCAUCCUGCCCACAGGCGGGCUGCUCGAGCGGCAAGGUGAUUGGACUCGUGGUGUUCGUGACAUUUGCGGGCUAUUGGAUUACAGAAUGGAUCAAGAACACUAUUUACACCACCAAUGCUGGCGUGUAUGGUUCGUGGUAUUUUUGUGCUGGUAAACCAGGUGGUAUUCCGCGAGGGGCAACGGCUGGGGCCUUGAGGCGGGCAACAACCUACUCCUUUGGCUCCAUCUCCUUCGGCAGCCUUAUUGUUGCGCUCAUUAAUAUGUUUCGUCAAGCCUGCAGUAUUGCUCAACAGCAAGAAGCCUCGGAUGGUAACAUCGUCGGGACGAUCAUGUUUUGCAUUCUUGGCUGCUUCAUCAGCAUUCUCAAUUGGCUUGUUCAAUUCAUCAACAGGUACGCAUUCUCUCACAUCGCUCUUUACGGAAAGGCAUACAUCCCGGCGGCCAAAGACACGUGGAAAAUGAUGAAGGACCGAGGCGUUGAUGCCUUGGUCAACGACUGCCUUGUAGGGCCCGUCCUUACCAUGGGAAGCGUUUUCGUGGCAUAUGUCUCCGCAUUGUUGGCAUAUCUGUAUCUCGAAUAUACUCAUCCGGCAUACAACGAAGGGCGGACCUUCACACCUGUCAUCAUGGCGUUUGCUUUCCUCAUCGGCUUGCAGAUCUGCCAGACUUUUACGACCCCCAUCGGAUCUGGGGUGGACACCAUUUUCGUGGCCAUGGCUUGGGAUCCCCAAGUCGCCAUGACAGAUCAUCCAGAGUUCUGGGAGCGCCUCGUGCACGUCUAUCCUCGGGUCCAACAAGUCCUAACCGGUGUCUGA